GGUACCGGUAUCAUCAAAUAAAAAAACAGAAAACAGAAAAGCCAAGCGUUUGUGUUUGUGGUAUAAUUCCUUGAUGUAUGCACCAUGUUGGUUUAGAUGUAGAAUUUAGUUUAAAUAAAUAUUUAAAUAAGUGUAGAUCUAUAGAAAGAAUAGUUGUACAUUAAGAUAGAUCGACAGAUUAUAAAUACAAUUAGACUGAGGUUCUUUAGGCCAUGUCACGUUACAACUCUGACUGUAAAGUAUAUGUGGGGGACCUAGGAAAUAGCGCAUCCAAGCAAGAAAUCGAGGACGCUUUUAGGUACUAUGGUCCACUCAGAAACGUUUGGGUAGCCCGAAAUCCACCCGGUUUCGCUUUUGUCGAAUUCGAAGAUGCCAGAGAUGCGGAGGACGCAAUUAGAGGAUUAGAUGGUCGUAGACUCUGUGGUCGAAGAGCAAGAGUAGAAAAAUAUGGUCGUACAAUAUGUGGCCGACGAGCGAGAGUUGAAAUGUCCAAUGGGAAAAGUGGCAGUGGAAGGUACAGGGGACCACCUCCCAGAUCUCGGGGUAGACCCUUUCAUCCUGAUGAUCGCUGCUAUGAAUGCGGAGAUAGAGGGCAUUAUGCACGAGACUGUAACAGAUAUAGGCGUGGUGGAAGGCACAGGUCCCGCAGUCGUUCUAGGAGUCGAUCGAGGGACCACAGAAGUCGUUCUCGAAGCAAUUCGAGGUCUCGCAGUCGUUCCAGAAACCACUCACGGUCUCGUUCGGCUUCCGCAAAAAGAAGCCGAAGUCGUUCCCGUAGCGCUGAGAAAAACUCAAGAUCUAGAUCUAGAUCUCGCAGCCGCUCUGCCGUUAAGGAAAAUGGCAAUUCAGGAGAAAAAGAUUAGAUAGAUAUUUCGUUCUUUCUUGGUAUGUGUAUUUUUGUAUUAAGCCGUAAGAUUCAUUUAUUUGCACAUUAGAGUUUAUGUUAAUAAAUUACAUGAUUUGUA
This is a messenger RNA of Anoplophora glabripennis (Asian longhorned beetle), 965 nucleotides long. RefSeq names its product serine/arginine-rich splicing factor 7-like. Gene Ontology annotation, cellular component: nuclear speck. The transcript has 5 exons. The coding region runs from base 213 to 863 and encodes 216 amino acids. Lineage: Eukaryota; Metazoa; Arthropoda; Insecta; Coleoptera; Cerambycidae. Gene Ontology annotation, molecular function: RNA binding; zinc ion binding. Gene Ontology annotation, biological process: mRNA splicing, via spliceosome. The record is from RefSeq and is a predicted model, not a curated record.